AUGGCUACAAGUCUCCCCGCGGUUGUUAUUGAUAACGGAACGGCCACCACGCGUGCCGGUUUUGCCCUGGAAGAUAUCCCCUCUGUUGUUUUCGAUUCUAAUUAUCUGGUGGACGAAAAUGGAAAUGUUCUCGUGGGUGAGCACAACAUCAACACGCGCCCCGACCUUGAAGUUAUGACUUUGCUCGACAAUGGUUUGAUCUACAAUUUUGAUCACAUUGAGCGCAAUUGGGAACAUGUGUACAAAAGUUUGGAUAGCGGUAAUGGCGCCGACCCAAAAGAGCAUCCAUUAAUGAUGACUGAACAAACGUGGAACAGUGCGAAAAACAGGGCAAGCACAGCACAAAUUGCUUUUGAAAACCUCCAAGUGCCCUUGUUUUCCUUGGUAAAGUCUCCAUUAGCUCAGCUCUAUCACAUGGGUCGCUCUACAGGCUUGGUGGUGGACGUGGGGGCUGGAGUUGCUAGUGUUACACCAAUUUUGGAUGGUGUCAUUCAACAUAAAUCCUCUUUCCAUUCGAAAUACGCGGGCGACUUCGCUAACUUACACGCUUUACGCAGUUUGGAAGCUAAGUUGGGCUACGAGACUACACAACUUGACUAUACGCGCUUAUUACCGAAGAAGUUUCUUUCGGGUACAGUAAGUCUGUCGUUUAAGCUGUAUCAUGUUACGCACAAUCUUUUGCACAGCUUUAAGCAAACAAUGCUCUAUGUGAGCGAACCGCCAAUUGGAAUAGCUCCUGCAAAUCAGUAUUACCUGCAGCCACAACACCAACAUCCGGGUUCUUUCCAAUUACCGGACGGCACAAAUGUUCCAUAUUCAGAUCUGGAGCUUCUUGCUGUGACAGAGCCACUUUUUGUGCCACAUGUGUACAAAUUACCAGGCGUCAAUAUUCCUGAUCCGGCUUUUGACAAGGCUGGCACGCAUGGAAUCUCAAAUUUGGUUUUGUUCGCCAUAAAAAACUUGGAGAUGUCAUUCUUGUCAAAUAGUGAUAGCCAGAAUGCCAAUGCUAAUGCGCGCUUCAAUGAAAUUUUGAGACAAUUGUUUUCCAACACCUUGGUAACUGGUGGAGGUUCUCUUAUUUCAGGCUUCACUGACAGGCUCUGUGGGGAUCUCAGCCGUUCAGCUCCACUGGUUUUACCGAACUAUCUUGUCACCGGCUCUUACAAGUUGUAUAUCAGCCCCUUGAGAAACCAUUCGUCAAAUGAUAUCAACGACACAUUUGAUAAACAGUUUGGAUCAUGGUUGGGCGCAGCUAAUUUGGCGAACAUGCUCAAUGAAGUCGUAGAGGAAGAGGGAGCAAAUGUCAAUAUUGCCCUAGACAACUGGUUUAUCUCCAAGGCUGACUAUGAGGAGCUCGGUGAAGAUUUGAUUGUUGAAAAGUUCAAGUAG
Molecule: messenger RNA, 1389 nt
Organism: Clavispora lusitaniae ATCC 42720
Lineage: Eukaryota; Fungi; Ascomycota; Pichiomycetes; Serinales; Metschnikowiaceae
Biological process (GO): chromatin remodeling; regulation of transcription by RNA polymerase II
Cellular component (GO): SWI/SNF complex; NuA4 histone acetyltransferase complex
Molecular function (GO): chromatin binding
Source: RefSeq, a predicted model, not a curated record